CCAAUUUUUGUCAGUUUCAGUCGUUUUGAAUUCAGCAAACAGGAAGGAUCAGAAAAGCGGAAGAAAACAAAAUAAACGGAUAAUAAAAAAUUAAAGUUUUAUCUAUAAACGGUAUUGAACCGCAACAAGUGAUAAAUAGUAUCAAAAUUUUCUUUGGCAAUUAAAGUUAAACAUUAAACACAUCACUCAUCUCAAUUUCGCAAAAAAAAAAAUCUAAACAAAGACAGCCAUUAAAAAGAAGGAAGAAUUGCUGAUGACACCUGUAACCGGUUACAUAUUUUAACCAAGAAUUAUUUUAGGGCUUCUCUCUGUGGCGUUGUAGGAAAAACCCCCAACCGUUAUUGAACUUGAAACUAGUUCGAGCUAUUAUUGUGGUACGGUUGCUGGUGCCGGCCUAGAAUAUGAGUCAUCUGAAAAUGUAUAGCUGUUGUUGUUGGAGGGGCCGGUUGCUGUUACUGCUUGUGGUCAUCGCCUGCAUGGCUAGCGCUGUGGAGGCCCGUCAACGCAGACAAAGUGAGAAACCGAAUAUUGUCAUUAUUCUCAUCGAUGAUAUGGGUUUCAAUGAUGUCAGCUUCCAUGGUUCGAAUCAAUUUAUAACCCCCAAUAUCGAUGCCCUGGCCUAUAAUGGUAUAAUCCUAAACAAGCACUAUGUUCCGAAUUUGUGUACCCCCUCGAGAGCUUCACUGCUGACGGGGAAAUAUCCAAUACACACAGGUAUGCAACACUUUGUGAUUAUCAACGAUGAACCCUGGGGUCUGCCGCUCGAAGAGCAUCUAAUGCCCGAAAUAUUCCGCGAUGCCGGCUAUUCAACAAAUUUAGUGGGUAAAUGGCAUUUGGGUUUCUAUGACAAGGAAAUGACACCGCUAUAUCGGGGUUUCGAUCACCAUUACGGUUACUAUUCGGGUUAUAUUGGUUAUUUUGAUCAUACCCUGAAAAUUUUGCAAAAAAAUAUUUCUGGUCUGGAUCUGCGCAAUGAUUUGGAACCAAUGCCAGAGGUAAAUGGCGUCUAUGCCACGGACCUAUUUACGCAGGAAGCUGUACGCAUAAUUGAGGAUCAUAACGUGGAACGGCCACUCUUUUUGCUAAUGAGCCAUUUGGCUGUGCACACGGGCAAUGAGGAUAGUCCCAUGGAUGUGCUGGAGGAAGAUUUGGAAAAAUAUCAAUAUAUCAAGGAUCCCAAGAGGAGGGCAUAUGCAGCGAUGGUUUCCCGUUUGGACCAAAGUGUGGGCCAGACCAUAACAGCUCUCAAGGAUAAGGGCAUAUUGAAUAAUACCAUAAUUCUGCUAUACUCGGAUAACGGAGCCCCCACGGUGGGCAUACAUUCCAAUGCUGGAUCCAAUUAUCCAUUUAAGGGGCAAAAAGAGUCACCCUGGGAGGGAGGUAUACGUUCCGCCGGCCUUAUCUGGAGUCCUCUGUUAAAGAGGAAAAGCUAUGUCUCCAAUCAGGUGGCCCAUGCCAUUGAUUGGCUACCCACAUUGGCAUCUGCGGCAGGCAUUGAAAUUCCCAAACAUUUGCAAUUGGAUGGUGUCGAUCUGUGGUCAUCGCUGAGCGAAGCCCAUGACCCCCAACCCCGCACAUUGAUACAUGUUUUGGAUGAUGUUUUCGGUUACAGCUCCUAUAUGCGUGGUAAUUUGAAAUAUGUCAAUGGCUCCUCAUUCGCUGGCCAAUAUGAUACCUGGCUGGGUGAUAUUGCCUUUGAGGAGGCAGAUCCAUUGGCCAAUUUUUAUACCCAAGAGAUACUAUCAUCGCCCGUUCACUCUGCCUUGGGUGGUAAUUCUCAGCUAAAUAUUGAACUAAUCAAAAGGCUGAGAACAGAGGCCACGAAUGCAUGUCCUGUGAACAGUGAAAAUUACGAUCAGGAAAUCUACAAAUGUGAACCUCUGAAGGCUCCAUGUUUCUUUAAUCUGGACAAGGAUCCAUGUGAACGGUAUAAUUUGGCCAAUCUUUAUCCUUUGCAAGUGCAGUUUCUCGCACAGGAAGUGGAGGAGCUGAAAAGACAAACCCGAGAAUCCGCACGUGUCGCCUUUUCCGAUCCCAUGGCCAAUCCCGAGCGUUUCGGUGGCGUCUGGCAAUGGUGGAAGGGUACAGAGAAUGAUGAUGCUGCAGGAUCUGCAGGAAAUCGCCUGCUCAGCUGGCCGAGUAGACAGCAGUUGCAACUGCUAGGGUUAAGUGUCCUAUUGAGUCUAUUACAUUUUAUUGGAAAUUAUAUUUAAUUUAUUUUCUCCUUUGUAAAUAUUUUAGUUUGUAGCCUGAUUAUUUUCAAAUUGGCUUAAGACCAGCGGAGGCAUAGCUCAGCUAAAUUGUAAAUAAGUUUUUUAUACAGAAAUUCAAUAAAA
Molecule: messenger RNA, 2336 nt
Organism: Musca domestica (house fly)
Lineage: Eukaryota; Metazoa; Arthropoda; Insecta; Diptera; Muscidae
Product: arylsulfatase B
Exons: 7
Coding region: 402-2213 (603 amino acids)
Source: RefSeq, a predicted model, not a curated record